AAGCAUAAUGUCAGGCGUGUGAUCCAGUUGACCGCGAUUCAGUUGGAUUCAAUCGCUUUCCCUGUGUGGUUGACCAUUUGAACGGGUGGUUGUAGUUUGAAUUCGUUCGUGUAUCCUUAGGUAUAAGAUUAACCCUCAAUUACAGCGAUUCAAACAGAACUGAGCGCGAAAGAGCAUCACCAUGAAGUUAGUGGCGUCGGUAACGGCGUGUCUGCUGGUGGCCGCCCUGCUGCUAACCAUCGGCGUACAAGCACAGGAGAAUGUGCUCACCCGGGUGGCACCGUCGAUGCUGGAGUGCUACGAAAAUGCGCACAUCUUCGAACGUGACAAUCGGCUACCGAUGACGAUGAACAUGCUGAUCGAGCUGAUCCGCAAGGUGGAGGAUUCGCCCGGAUUCCAGCAGGACAUCCGUCAGCUGGCCAUCAGCAUGCUGCAUCGCUUCCGGCAGGACGGAAUCGUGCGUGCCCCGGGAGUGUCGAGCAUAUCCGGCGUCAUUCCCUUCAGCCCGACCGAGUUCCAGUUUACGAAGCAUCGUGUGUUGUUUUCCCGGCUGCUUCCUGGCAAUGCGGUCAACUUCCCGAAUGCUACGCUGAGCAUCGACGAGCGGUGUGCACUCCAUUUCAUGCUAUCAAACUCGAUCGAUCGUCGUGUGCGCGGUGAUGAGAAUGUUCGCUGUGCGCAGCUGUCACAGUAUCGAGCCGCUCGUGUACCGCGCGAACUAGACUUCAAGGAUCGGUCCCGGAUGCGCUCGAACUAUCUCGGGGACAACGAGAUGCUUGAACAACCGGAAAUGGAUCGCAUUCGGGAGCACAUUAAGAAGAUCAAGCACAAGGCUUCAUCGGCCGCUCGGCUCGAGAUGGACCCGGACGAAGAUCAUCCCGACGAGGAACAGCAGGAAGCAGCCGUAGAGGAGGAGGGUGAACCCCAGGAGGAACCGGUUGCUGCGGCAGCCGAAGACGAAGAAACGGGUGAACCGCUGGAGGAAGAUGGAGCACUCGGGGAGAUGGGAGACGUAAGUUUGGUGGACAUUGCGUCGAACGCUAUCAGUGCGUGUCCGGUGGAGAAUGGAGUGGUCUACACACCCUGGGGCUCGGUAAUGGCCGGCACUGUGUUGGCGGGUAUCGCCGCAGGCUUGGAACCACAAACCGUACAGUUGCGUGAUCUGAUGGCACGAUCGGACCAGUACAGCAAUCGCCAGGUACAGCCAAUGCGCGUCGACAACCGGUGGGCAGCGACACUGACGGGAGAUUUGGCCGAAGUCAGUCUGCUGCAUGCACCGGCCGCUGGGGACAAUGUGCAGGUAGGAGCGGCCGGAGCAUGGAAUCGUACCGUGGCCCCUCGGUGGUAUUUCCUCAGCCAGCGCGAACACCUGCAGAUGACCGACACGGAGAUCCGGGCAGGAAUCGAUGGACUGCUGCUGGCAACGAACAUUGCCGAGUGGCGCAGCCGGGCGAACAACCUUCGGCUGAGCCAGCUGCUGGACAUGUACUACUCGCAUCGCGGUGUGUUUAAUGAUACGGUGCGAUCGUGCAACCGUCGGGAUCUCUUUACGACCGUGGCUCCGAUGCAGCAGCUGCGCGAGCAAACGGUCGCGUUCAGUACGGUGUUGGACAAGGAGAUGCAGAUGCCGUUCACGAUCACGCAGAAUGCCACCAUUAACUUUGCGGACCGAUCGGUGGAUGCGCUCGCGAACUACAUUCCGACUGCACUAAACGAUCUGACGUGCGACGCGACAGCGAUCGUAAUGAACGAUCCAACAGUCUGGAGAGCGGCAUCCGAUUUGUACAUCUUUGUCGAUGCUGCCUGGCCUCAUCGGGAUGUGUACUCCGUUGUAUCUAACAUUCUGGAUUCGGUCGAAGUCGGUCGUUUUGGUACGAACUAUACCAUUCUGAACGCUCGCGAUGGUAACGUGAUCGUUAACACGACUCAGUUCCUCUCGGACUUCCACAUGACUUACACACCUGCACUGCAUCAAACUCUGCCUACCGGACUAAACAUCCCGAACGUGUUCCGCCGUAUGCGGGAGGAAACGAACAACCUGAUGGCUGCCGAACGCCGUACCAACCAUCUUAGCGGACGCUCCAAGAUUGCCCUCAUGAUCGUGCACACGGACCGGGUAAGCGAAGGUGACACCAACUUUGCCAUUCAGCAUCUGCAAAUCUUCCGCGAGGAAGUGCCAGAUCUACGGUUCCUCUAUCUGGCCGCCGGAGAUCCGGGCCGUUUCAAUCGGUUCGUGCGUGACGAGCGGCGUGAUGUGUUCCCGUUGCGUGAGCUGGAGUCCGGUUCGGUGGUGGAUACGAUUCGCGUGCAGCUAUCGCCCGUGAUUCACCGAAUACAGCAGGAACCGAGAAGGAUUGUGAACCCGCGCUGUGGCAACGACUGGGUGCAGGAAAACUGGGGCUCGAACUCGAUGAACCAGUUUGUGGAACCGCGCGGUGUGAACUUCUACCGGCUGCAUCCGAACUACUUCUUCCGGGAAGGUAACAACCGACGCUUCCGCAUCCAGGGCCACGGAUUUGCGACGCUAACCGUUUGCCAUUCGCGUUGGGUUGAACGUCCCAGGCAAAAUUCGACCGAGAAUCGAGAUUCGAUCCAGUGCCGCACCAUCAACACCGACGCGUACGAUGUUGAUCUGUCCAAUGCUUGCGAUGGCCACUCGGUGAUUCACACCUGUCCGCCGUUGUUCGUGUCGGUGGAGGGACCGCCGAACCCUCCCGCCGUUAUCCGUUGUUCCGAGCCGGAAUGUCGCUUCCCGGAUAAUGCGCGGUUUGCGGUCGUGCUCGACAAUAUGGGUUGCUUCAGCGGUGCUAGUCGGACGGUCAGUUCACUGCUAAUGGCAGCCGUGGCAGCGUUGAUACUAACACUGUUUAAGCAAGCGUAAGAGCUUGGUAACAUUAGAUCAAGGUUUAGUUUAAAAUCGUUUCGUUCCGACAGCUUCAGUGGCCUGCUAGUGUUAAGAGACCGUAGGUACAACCGUAACUGUAUCGCUUUUCCCAUUACACGUCCAUAGAGAUACCAGUUAACUGAAUGACAGAAUGCAGAUCGUUUGACCGGUGCUGUUUGUAGCCACCGAUGACAUACCGUAAAUUAGUGUUCGUUCAAUAAACAUUUAAUUGUAAUACAUCUA
Molecule: messenger RNA, 3127 nt
Organism: Anopheles stephensi (Asian malaria mosquito)
Lineage: Eukaryota; Metazoa; Arthropoda; Insecta; Diptera; Culicidae
Exons: 7
Coding region: 182-2881 (899 amino acids)
Source: RefSeq, a predicted model, not a curated record